Molecule: messenger RNA, 3685 nt
Organism: Carassius carassius (crucian carp)
Lineage: Eukaryota; Metazoa; Chordata; Actinopteri; Cypriniformes; Cyprinidae
Gene: rapgef5a
Product: Rap guanine nucleotide exchange factor (GEF) 5a
Exons: 26
Coding region: 154-2817 (887 amino acids)
Biological process (GO): Ras protein signal transduction; positive regulation of GTPase activity
Cellular component (GO): plasma membrane
Molecular function (GO): guanyl-nucleotide exchange factor activity
Source: RefSeq, a predicted model, not a curated record
UGUGUGUGAUCGCUGGGUGGAGCAGCAGUGUACGGCAGGUCUCGUCUCUCAUUGCGGCGGCUGGAGAUUAUCGAGCGGCGGCGGAAUGUCGCUCCGCUGUCCGUGUGCGUGAAGAGCAGGUGGAGGAAGAAGAGGAGAAGGAGGAGGAGGAAGAUGAUGAUGGAGGAAUCCGACAGCAUCCCCUGCUCCGCGGAGGACGGACUCCUGUCGAGCUGGAGAUGGAACAGAACCGCCAGGGAUCAGGUCCAGAUCAAGCAGAAGAUCCGAGAUCUGCCCGGAUUGUUAAAGCACGGACUGAACCUGCGCAAAAAGAGCCAGUCACCUGACACCAUCCCAGGACCCAGCACAGGUGUCACACCCAAACCCAAGACGUGUUCUCAGAGUUUUCCCUGUGCUGGACGUGCGCUGAGAAACGCCUUUCUGUCUCAUGGACCGUAUCCAGCAAAAGACAAGAUCCACCUCGCCAGGAUCAUCAGGAGGAGUUAUGUGGGUGUGGAGCUGGUCCAGUGGCUGCUGGAGCAGUGUGUGUCGGUUCAGUGCAGGUUAAUGGCGUCUCGUGUCUGGCAGGUUCUGCUGGAGCUGGGGAUACUGCACUCAGUCGACCAGCGGCUGGUGUUUGAAGACUCCAACACAUAUUAUCAGUUCUCGUUCGAGGAGUGCGAUGCUCAAGGCUGUGAAUUUCGCAGUGAGGAAGAAUGGCAGAAUGGCGUCCGUCUUCUGCUGCAGCUCGUCCCUUACGUCCAGUUCAGGGUCGUCAGCCCACCUGAGGAAGACCCGGACAGAAAGCGUGAUAUGUGCAGUGAGAUCCUGCAGAUGAAGGCUCUGGAGAGACUCACGUCCACAGUGCAGAAUGAACUCGCCGCUGCUCUUGCCAGGAAAGCCAGGAAGUCAAUGUCAGAAGACGAAAGCUCGGAGGCGUCAGACGCUUCUCCUCAAGAACCGCCGAAACCCACUGAAGACAAAAGCAAGCAGGCGGGCGUCUGUGCUCUCCGGGCUCCAGAGGACUUCUCACGGCUGGAGGUGGUCCAGCGUCUGGCCAAAGACGGCUAUCGCUUCCUCCAGAACCAGAACUACCGGCUCCCGGACCGCUCCGCUCAGGCGCAGGGCGAGGGAGUCGUACGAGUCUGUCUGAAGGAGCGGGGUCAAGACGUGCUGGUUCUCCAGAGAGUCCCAUCAGAUCCAGCGUCUCCACAAACGGCUGGAGUCAAAGACGAGGACAGCGAUAAGAGGUAUGUGGUGGUGUCCGGGACGCCCCAGAAGAUCCUGGAGCACCUGCUGAGCGACCUGCGUCUGGACGAGCUGCAGGGGGCGACGGAGAGCAAAGAGACGGAAAUGCUCCUGGAUGACUUCCUGCUGACGUAUCUGGUGUUCAUGUCCACCAGUGAGCUCUGCCAGGCUCUGCUGGGACAAUAUCCUUCAGAUCGCUCCAAACCUCUUACAGAGACACACUUGCAGAUGUGUUGUCGCUGUCGGGGGAAGGAGGAGGGGAAGGAGGCUCUCUACAGGAAGAGGAAGGUACUGCACCUGGUGUCUCAGUGGAGCACGCUGUACAAGGACUUCCUGCGAGAGGAGGAGAACGUCAAGCCCUUCAUGAAGACGUUGUAUCGAUAUGUGCUGGAAGACAUGUAUGAGUUCCCCUCGCUGGAGAAGGACCUGAAGGAGUUCCAGAAACUACUGCGACGGAGACAUACGAUGGACGACUAUUCUCCACACCAAAAGAGUAAAGCGCUGUACCAGCAGCUGAGUCUGAAGGAGAACUGCGUUCCUCUCCGAGCGUCUCCAGUCGAGAGCAAAGACGUGAUGUGCCGUGUGUAUGUGAGCUGUGAUUCGUAUCUGAGCGUGCGGGUGAAGCCUACAGUCGUGGCUCAGGAGCUGCUGCACAUCGUCUCUCAGCGGAUGGAGCGAUCCGAGGACGACAUGGUGCUGCUGGCACAGACCUACAGCGGAGAGAAGCGUGUUCUUCAGCCUCAUGACAGUAUUUACUCCGAGUCUCUGACGGCUCCCAGCAGACUGAUCGCCUGUCGCAGAGACCUCAGCGAGAUCCUGCCGCCGCUCACCGAGUGUCCAGAUCUGGGACAGAAGCCCGUCAGACUGCUGGGCAUCAACACGUGGGACGUCGCUGUGGCUCUGACAAACUUCGACUGGAAUCUCUUCAACUCCAUCCACGAGCAAGAGCUGAUCUUCUACACGUUCAGCGGUCAGGCGAGCAGUGUCCACACGGUGGCGCUCGAGCAGCUGCUGCAGCGCUGUAAUGAGGUUCAGCAGUGGGUGAUGUCUGAAGUGCUGCUCUGUCCAUCACUCAGUAAACGAGUGCAGCUCCUCAAGAAGUUCAUCAAGAUCGCUGCACACUGUAAAGCGCAGAGGAACCUCAACUCCUCGUUUGCCAUCAUCAUGGGGUUAAACACGGCCGCGGUCAGCCGUCUGAACCAGACCUGGGAGAAAGUUCCUGGAAAGUUCAAGAAGCUCUUCUCUGAGCUGGAGCUGCUGACUGAUCCAUCCAUGAAUCACAAAGCCUACAGAGACGCUUUCAAGAAGAUGAAGCCGCCCAAAAUCCCCUUCAUGCCUCUGCUGCUCAAAGAUAUCACCUUCAUCCACGAGGGGAACAAAACAUUUCACGAUAAUCUGGUGAACUUUGAGAAGCUGCACAUGAUCGCUGAUACGGUCCGACUCAUUCGUCACUGCCAGACGGAUCAGACAGGGAACGAGCUCUCUCCGUCGGACAGUCCGGAGGUGCGCUCCAGCAUCCAUCACCUGCACAUCAUCGACAAUCAGCAGACGCUGUUCGAGCUCUCGCACAGACUGGAGCCCAGAGUCUGAGACACACAGACUGCUGGACAGAUUCAGACUGAAUCAGUGACUCUCCCAGAGCCCAGCGAAUCAGUCCCCACACCACCACAAAACACCUUUCUUAAUGUAAAAAAUCACUGGUGGUCCAUGAAAGCUUUUUCCUGUCCGGGGGAGAAAGUGUGAACUUUUUCAGCAUUGUUUUGUUGAAAUGCAGUUGUCAAUGUUAUUUAACUUCUACCAGCAACUCUGGAUCAUAUUUAUAUAUAAUUUAUAUAUAAAUAUAUAAUUUAAUACUUCAGAUUGUUAGGGCUGGGCGAUAUGAUCAUAAAAUAAUAUAUUAAAAAUAAUAUAAAAUUUUUAAAAAAGCUAUUAAAUUUUAUUAUGUAAUUUUUCAGCCUUUCGUUUAGUGUAUAUUAAUAUUUAUAUAUUUGGAGUUAAAUGCUGAUUUAUUUUAGUCAAUUUCAACCAAUUUGAUUAAAAAUUUAUAAUACAAGAUUAUAAAUACAGUAAAAAUCAUCUAAAGACAAGAACUGAUAAAAACAGCUAUAUUAACACACAAAAAAAAUAAUUGAAUCAUUUGAAUUGAUUCAUUGAACUGAUUCAUGAAAUCAAAUAAAACUUGCUUUUUUAGGUCUGAAGUUCAGAAACUUGUUUGCUAAAUAAUAGAAUCACACUGUUGUUUCAGUUUAUGAAUACUAUGAUAUUUUGUAAACACAAACUCAAGUAUAACACGCGAAUGAAUCAUUGAAUCGUUUGAAUCGAUUCAUAAAAUCAGAUGGUUUGAACAACCACAGUUCAAAUCAGUGGCCAGAAUAAAAUCAUCACAACAUUGCUUCAGUCUUUAAAUAUACAAUAUUUUGUAAACUCAAGAGCAAGUAUAACACACACAAACAAACAA